CAUUCCGAUACAGACACGUGCGAUUCGCCCAGCAGCGUUACGCCCCGCUUAUUGCGACUGUACUUCACAUCUGUUCCAGAUGGCACCAAAAUGUAAAUUAACUUACUUCAAUGCUAAGGGAACUGCUGAACCAAUACGUUUUCUUUUGUUCUACGGAAAGAUAGAGUUUGAGGAUGUCCGUAUUGAAUCUCCAGAGAAGUGGAGCUCUAUGAAAACUUCUACACCAUUUGGACAAGUUCCCCUUCUUGAAAUUGAUGGAAAGAAGAUGCAUCAGUCCAUAACCAUAUGCCGUUACUUAGGCAGGAAGCUUGGACUGGCAGGUGAAAAUGAUUGGGAAUCUGCUCAGAUUGAUAUGGCUGUUGAUACAGUAGUAGACUUAAGAACAAAGUUAUCUGAGUUUUACUGGGAACCUGAUGAAGCUGUAAAGCAGAGGAAAAAAACAACUGCCUUAAAUGAAACACUUCCCUUCUUUCUUGGAAGGCUUGAUGCAUUGGUGAAGGAAAAUGGAGGUUACCUUGCAGCGGGAAAGUUGUCUUGGGGAGACUUCUUCUUUGCUGGAAUCUCUGAAUAUAUGAACUGUGUAGCUCAGUUUGAUAUUACAAAAGAUUAUCCAAAUCUAGCUGCUCUUAAGAAGAAGAUAUGUGAAAUUCCAGCCAUAAAAGACUGGAUCAGCAGGAGACCAGCAUCUGACCUUUGAGGUCAUGCUUGUUUCUUGAAGCUGAAGGAAAAAGAGAACAAACUAUAUUUUUUAAUAAAUAGAUUUAUUUUAAUUCAAAUUUAUCAUUUCAUCUUUUCAUUCUGUAGCAAAAAAAUAAACUCCUGCAGCAAA
Schistocerca americana (American grasshopper) is the source of this 829-nucleotide messenger RNA. RefSeq names its product glutathione S-transferase-like. NCBI's taxonomy places the organism in Eukaryota, Metazoa, Arthropoda, Insecta, Orthoptera, Acrididae. Gene Ontology annotation, biological process: glutathione metabolic process. Bases 80 to 697 code for a protein of 205 amino acids. The record is from RefSeq and is a predicted model, not a curated record. Gene Ontology annotation, molecular function: glutathione transferase activity. The transcript has 5 exons.